GGAUCUGUGCGCACUGCCCUUUAAGAUACGUCUGUCAUUUCGCCGUUAAUGGAAUUCAUUCUGGCUGUUUUCUGCGGUGUGAGAGAUCUGUUCCAGCUGGCCCGUCGAGGAGAGAGCGAAAAAAAAAAAAAAAAAAACAGUGGUGCAUUUUGUGUCGGCCGAAAAACCCAGGAAGGAAGGGGAGAGGAUAGGCUCCGCCGAGGGAGACGGAAAUGAGAGGGGGGGAGUCCGAAGAGGAAACUCUAUCCCUUUAAGAGCAAGUGGGACAUAGCGGUGCGAGAAAAGGAGAGGAGGGGGAGAAGAAAGAGGAAUUAAAAAAGAAAAGGAAGAAAGAGACAGGGAGGGAGGAGGGAGAGCGGGCGAUAAAAAAAGAAAGAUGACAUCCUCGCAGCUGAACGGCCGAGGUGGAGCGAUAGGCUGCGGCCCGGCGAGAGCGCCGCUCGCCGGGGUCAGGGCUUGAAUCCAACAACGAGGCUUCGACAAACACCCGAUUGGCCUAUCGGGGGAAAUCGGAAAAAUAGAUUCAUAAAUUAAAAACAAAGCAUGACCUGCUGUGCUACCAGAUACGUUUGUUACAACCCAUAUUUGUUCUGUAGCGUAAAAAAUGCAUUUAUUUUCACGUAGAGUGGUUUAUGUUUAUAGCUAAAGUCUAAUAGUGUAAUAUGCGUUUUUGUUGGUUUUUUGGAGGCAGUUUUGUUGUGAUUUUGGCGUUUGAGUGAGACUAGUGGUGAAUUAAUUAAACUUAGAAACCAAAGAGAAAGAGAAAUAGGCCAUUAUUGGAGCCGGCCUGUUCCACUCCUGCCUGUGUACUGCAGCCUGCGUGGGUCAACAGCUGCGUGCAUUUUAAUUGACAGCAGCUACCUCAAUGAGACUACACAUAUUUUUGCAAACGAUUUUAUUCACGUUUUUCACGAGAGCCCAGGAACCCGUCGUUUCUGCUGCAAGACAGACGACUGUUAGGUCAUCGGAGGGUCGAUCAAAACCAUGCGAAGACUGCUCUCCUCGAUCUCAAUCAGGAGCUGACUUUAUAAUCUCCAUCGCUGUGGCGCAAAAUGGAUGCUGCUUGGAGCAAUUUUCUCUUCCAGAAUACUCCCACCCAAAACCAAGUGGAUGGGAGCCUCCAAUCAGAACUCAUGACAGUGCAUACGAGUUCUCCCCAAACCCCACCCACAGAGCACAUAGCACAGCCUCCUUCAACUGUGGAUACUGCUGCUCUCAGUGAGGAACCCAUGCCUGUGAAGCCAGUGUCUCGGCCAGCCCGCGUGCCCCACAUCUGUGCCAUCUGCAACAAGCAGUUCAAGAACAACUACAACUUGCGGCGGCACCAGUCGGUCCACACUGGGGUACGCAUGAAGGACAGGGCCAGAGAGCAGGCGGAGGGGGCAAAGGAGGGAGCGGUCGGCCAGGUGGCGGCCGCAGUGGCAGCCCCGUCGGCGAUGGCGGUGGGGGCUGGAGGGAGGGUGGAGAGGACCACGGUGCCCCUGUCCCUGCUGCACCUCUCCGCACCUCCCCCUCUCGCCCCUCCCGGCGUGCUGGCGGGGGCCCAGCAUCCCCCCCUGGUUAGUCAGGAUGGUGAAGGGGUUGCCAUGCCAAACGUUAUGGCUAGUGUUAACCCCCAUGCUCCGCCUCCUGCUGCUGUCGUCAUGGCCACAGGGGCGACAGUACAGCGGCCUGCAAAUUCCAACCCGAAUCCAGUGAGGAAGAACCAUGCCUGUGAAACAUGUGGGAAGGCGUUCCGUGACGUCUACCAUCUCAACCGGCACCGCCUGUCCCACUCGGAUGAGAAGCCGUUCUCCUGUCCCAUCUGCCAGCAGCGGUUUAAGAGGAAGGACCGCAUGAGCCACCAUGUGCGCUCACAUCAGGGCGGUGUGGAAAAACCCUACGUCUGCCCCCACUGCGGCAAGGCUUUCUCCAGGCCUGAUCACCUCAACAGUCAUGUCAGACAGGUGCACUCCUCAGAGCGACCCUUCAAAUGCCCGACCUGCGAAUCCAGCUUUGCCACAAAAGACCGCUUGCGUGCGCAUAUGAUUCGACAUGAAGAGAAGGUGCCCUGUCACAUCUGUGGAAAGCUCCUGUCUGCUGCUUACAUCACAGAUCACAUGAGGGUGCACAACCAGUCACAGCACCACGCCUGCCAUCUGUGUAACCGCAGCUUCACCACACUGACAUACCUUCGUGUCCACGCUCAGAAGCAUCAUGGUCAGGAAUGGAAGGACAGCCCAGGUGGCUUUGGUGGAACAACGUCUGGCGGCGUACUCGUCUGCCACUUGUGCGGCGUCCACUGCAAGACCCCCACCCAGCUCCAAGGGCACAUGGGCACGCACAGCAACAACCAGGCUUCCCCGAAUCCUGUCACUUCUAGCGUGGCUUCCAGCAGCUCUGUCUCCCUUAGCAACAUGGUGACAGCGCCCACUGUUUAUGUCACUGGUAACACGGUGGUGGACCUGCUGGUUACAGACUGCUCUAGCAUUGCAGCCCCGCAGCCCCACAGUUAGCAGCAGAGAGCGCAGCAAUAAUAACCUCAGUCCCUUAACAGAGGGCAAGGUUAGAGAAGGUUGAAAUUACUCGUAGAUGCUGAUCCGGUUUCAGUUUUGUAAUGUCACCACUUAAUAGGUAAGGUUGGGAUUAAGAGUGGGGGAGAUUAACAGCAGUCAUGGCUCAAGGGCAGUAUCACCUCAGAGCUGCAGAGCUGAAGCAUUAGAAAAAAGGAGAAAAGUGAACAUCUGUAUUAAUAGAUUAGUGCAGCCAGGUUGCCCUUGGUGACAUCCAAGUCAUUGAUACAGAGACCUUUUUGUCACUGUAGAAGGUUCAUUGACACUAACGACAACUUGGAUGUGUCAUUUCAAUACCCCCGAAUGCUCCCACACAUUUGAGACUGUGAUAAAACUGUGGUAUUGUGAGCAUCUACUGUAUUCCUCUCCCCUCUCUGCCUUCUCUCUCUUUCCCUCCUCUCAACCUUGGCAUUGGCUGCUCUCUGCAAGUGCACCAAGUACUGUAUAUCUCACACCAGCUCUGAUCUUACCUCCAUUUUGCAGCUCACUUACUAAGAAUCCAAAUCGCUUGUGUAGUAGAGGGGAGAUUGGUUCACAGAAAAUGUAACAAAUGGGUAAAGCUUAAAAAAAAAAAAAAAAAAAAAGAAUCUUAAGAAGUUGCGUUUCGGAUGUGUGCAAGCCGGGGCUCCUCUAGCAUGCAAGUCUGUUUAUUCACAAAACUAAACUCAUGCUAAUGCUAGUUUAUCAAGUCUCUAGAGGGCUGUUUCUAGAUCAGGACAGAAGACCAUAUGUGAUGUGGUCAGUGUGGAUUUGUGGGAUGUACUUGUUCAUUUAUUUCAUAAUGGUACAGAGAUAGAGUUGCGUUCAGGAGUGUCAAGCACCUUAAAAGUUGUUAUUGUUUGAUUCAUUGAGGAUGAAAAUGGAAAUCAAAAUGGGUCUUGGAUUUUCUUGCUCUUGAGUCUUCCUCUCUGGGUCUGGCCGUGAAAAAGAAAAAAAAAAAAAAAAACAUUUCCGCUAAUCAACACCUCAGCUUCUGACAUGGCAGUUCUUGCACCUGAAAACUACCUUUUGCAUGAAAACAAGCUAGCUCAGUCAUGCUAAUUAUUAGAAAGCUGUCAUGACAAAAUAAACUUAGUUGGCUGUAAACAGUAACAAUUAUGAAAGUGUUGAUUUUAUUCAAAAGAAAAAAGGUUUUAACAUUGUCGGCUGUUCAUUUGAUUGUACCCGUCGUUGCCAUAGUCCUUUGUUUUCUCAACGUACCAGUCCAAUGAGUGAAACUUAUGCAUUAGAUUUAGUCAUUUUACACUCUGUAUAGCACAUCAUGUUCUGAACUCAACUCAUUAUCGUUCUACAUUAAUCGUGUGAAGAAUGGUCGUGUGUUUGUUGGAUAUUUUUGGUUGCUUUGAGUUCUAUUGUGAGUGACGUGGUGUCGAGAAAGGGCUUAUUGUCAUAAGUCAGGAAAAUACGUACAGUGGCAGUUCUGAGUUUGUUCAACACCACUAAGUAUGCUGUAAACAAAUCCUGGUUUUGUACUGGAGUGAUUUUUUUUUUUUUUUUUUUUUUCCAGUUUUGUGUUAAUACGUUACCUUGAAAUUUGUAGAGUUGUUUCUUUCCUCCUUCAUUUGCUUUGGAAAUCCUUCCUGUUGAGAAAAGUAGUGAUUUGUUUAAAAAGUUAAUUUUAGGUUUUCUCCAUUACACUAAGAAAAAAAUAAUACCUCUACUAUAGGAUUCUGUACAGCUCUUGUGAUACAUCUUAAUGCCUUAUCGUACUCAACUGCAUUUUAAUUCGUUUAUGAUGAAAUAUUUCAAAUCUUAGUCAUGGAUUCAUUAAGAAUAUUAAUGGGAUGUAUUUAUAUUUAUAUUUUUAUAUUUCUCAACAGUAUGCAUGUCUAAAAGGUUGUUAGAGCAAAAAAAAAUCAAUGAUGCUUACUACAGUCAUAAAUAUGUUAUUUUGUAGAUGAAGUAGAGAUCAUGUUAUUAUUUUGUAAUUUGGACAAUUUAAAGUAAAAUGAGUAAAUGGGCA
Messenger RNA from Sphaeramia orbicularis (orbiculate cardinalfish), 4515 nucleotides. It is a transcript of the gene mazb, whose product is annotated as MYC-associated zinc finger protein b (purine-binding transcription factor). The transcript has 7 exons. The record is from RefSeq and is a predicted model, not a curated record. Gene Ontology annotation, cellular component: nucleus. Gene Ontology annotation, biological process: regulation of transcription by RNA polymerase II. Lineage: Eukaryota; Metazoa; Chordata; Actinopteri; Kurtiformes; Apogonidae. Gene Ontology annotation, molecular function: DNA-binding transcription factor activity, RNA polymerase II-specific; RNA polymerase II cis-regulatory region sequence-specific DNA binding. The coding region runs from base 1053 to 2495 and encodes 480 amino acids.